Messenger RNA from Scylla paramamosain (green mud crab), 1349 nucleotides. Its product is annotated as transcription factor Adf-1-like. NCBI's taxonomy places the organism in Eukaryota, Metazoa, Arthropoda, Malacostraca, Decapoda, Portunidae. Gene Ontology annotation, biological process: regulation of transcription by RNA polymerase II. The transcript is spliced from 2 exons. Bases 221 to 1141 code for a protein of 306 amino acids. The record is from RefSeq and is a predicted model, not a curated record. Gene Ontology annotation, cellular component: transcription regulator complex; nucleus.
AAGGUCGAUUCACACACAUCAGUGACGUAUCAGUGCCGUAUCCGCUCAGUGCUUCAGUGUCAGUGAAAAAAAAUAUCGUUACUUUGAAUUUGACUGACGCGUUCACACACGUCCGGCGCAGUACCGUGUUUUGACUCUCAGUGACCGUUACGUCUCCGUUCCGUGAAACUGAAUAUCGUCGCCACCGAUAUUUUUCAGAUUUUCACGGACGCCGGAAGCUAUGGAUGACGAACUACUCAUUGAACUGGUGCGGAACCAUCCAGUUCUGUAUGAUCUCUCACAACCAAAAUAUAUGGAUUCCAACUUUAAACAAGAUAUAUGGAAUAAAAUAGGAGAAGAAAUGAAAGUAGAUGGUUCAGCAUGUAAAAGCAGAUGGAACAAUAUAAGGGACAAUUACAGAAAAUCUAUGAAGAAGACUUCAACUAAGAGUGGGCAAAGUGCAAAGAAAAUUAAACUGUACAAAUUUUCUGAGCAAUUAAGCUUUUUAAAGUUAUACAUGCACGAGAGGGAAACAAAGGGAAACAUCGCAAGUGAGGAACAUGAAGGAAACAAUCACGACGAUGUUGUAGAAAACCAGGAGGACGAAGAAGAGAACAUCCAGACAGAUGCAGGGGAACCAACAGUAUUGGACGGAGGCCUGCAUGAAGAUUUGCAGACACAACCAUUGCCCUCACCAAAGCCUACUCUUGAAGCUAAAGUUAAGUCAUUAGCAGGAAAAUCAAAGAAGAGAGUGGCACCUCAACAAACAGCUUCUGCAAAAUUAAUGGAGUAUUUGAUAAGUAAACAAGAAAAUCAAACCGCUUCCACCCCACCACACCCUGUUGACGCAUUUCUAGCAGGCAUUGCUCCAACUCUCAAGACUUUGACCCCUUAUUAUUUGAAUGUAGCAAAAUCUGAAAUAUUUGCUACAGUACAGAAAUAUGAAAUGCAAAUGCUUAUCAAUCAACAAUCAUUUGAAAGACUACCUGAGCCUUCAGCUUCUACAUCAUCAACUUCGACUCCACAUCCCUCACCUCAGCCAGUGCAGGAACAUACAACAGUAACAUAUGGAGAUCAGCAACAGAAGUUAUCUACUUAUACAUCAGUUCCAAACAGCGCCAAUCCUUUGCAAAACUACUUUUCAACUUUUCAGGAUUCUUAACUCUUCAAUAGGCUAUACAACUUAAAACAUUAGAGUUAUCACUAACGUCAAGAAACACACAUAAGUAAUGAUGAAUUUUGAGAGUGAGAAACAAAUUAAUGUACGUACUGUCACUUAGCAUGAAAAUAAACUUUUAAAAGUUUAAAGAGUCUAUGAAAUCUCCAGCACGGAUUUAGAUAGAUAAGUGCAGUAAAUGACCAACUACAAA